This is a messenger RNA of Gossypium arboreum, 3841 nucleotides long. RefSeq names its product ATP synthase subunit alpha, chloroplastic-like. The transcript has a single exon. The record is from RefSeq and is a predicted model, not a curated record. Gene Ontology annotation, biological process: proton transmembrane transport; proton motive force-driven ATP synthesis. Gene Ontology annotation, molecular function: ADP binding; proton-transporting ATP synthase activity, rotational mechanism; ATP binding. The coding region runs from base 1200 to 2669 and encodes 489 amino acids. Lineage: Eukaryota; Viridiplantae; Streptophyta; Magnoliopsida; Malvales; Malvaceae.
AAUUACUUCUGAAUAAAUUUUAAAAUCAUAUUAUAGAACCAUAGCAUUUCGUGAUUCAUUGGUACAUCGACUUUGAUUCUCUAUUAACCAAUAAUCUGGGACCAUUAACAUGGUUAAGGCCAAACCCGUUUGAAGUUCAGAUGCAGCAGGGUACUCUUUCUACUACUAUGUUACUAAAUACAGAAAUAUUUUCAAAACAAAAUGUUUUUUCGAUAUAAAACACUCAUGUCGAUAAAACGAUUUGAGCCCCUUUUUCCAAUGCUGAAUCGAUGACCUAUGUAUAAAGGGAGAAGAAUUCUUUGAAUUUGAAGAAAAAAAAGAAACAACUUUGCUGACAAAUUACAAUUAUACAUUAUACAAUUCUAAGUACAAUUAGAAAUUCCAAAUUAUAUGUAACUUUUUUAUUUAUUAUUUUUUUAUUAUACUUUUUAGUUUUUUGAUAUAUUUUCUAUUUUGGUCAGAAGAAUCCUCCGAAUAUUCUGGUCUUGGAUUAGUAAUCAGUUUCUAUAUUUUGGAAUAUGAAUAGAGACGAGAGGGAGAGGGUAAGCUCAUUACAUUAGAAAAAAAAGAUAUUGGGAAUUAAUUCCCAAUAAAUAAGAAAUAAUUGAGCGUGAGAGCCAAAUGAAUCGAAAGGUUCAUGUUUGGUUCGGGAAGGGAUCAUGGAAUUUUUGAAAUAAAAAAAAAAUGAAUGGAAAGAUAAUCUACUUUCAUUAAGUGAUUUAUUAGAUAAUCGAAAAGAGAGGAUCUUGAAUACUAUUCGAAAUUCAGAAGAACUACGCGGGGGGGCUAUUGAACGGCUGGAAAAGGCCCGGGCCCGCUUACGGAAAGUAGAAAUGGAGGCGGAUCAGUUUCGAGUGAAUGGAUACUCUGAGAUAGAACGAGAAAAAUUGAAUUUGAUUAAUUCAACUUAUAAGAUUUUGGAACAAUUAGAAAAUUACAAAAAUGAAACCAUUUAUUUUGAACAACAAAGAGCGAUUAAUCAAGUCCGACAACGGGUUUUCCAACAAGCUUUACAAGGAGCUCUAGGAACUCUGAAUAGUUCUUUAAACAACGAGUUACAUUUACGCACCAUUAGCGCUAAUAUUGGCUUGUUUGGGGUGAUGAAAGAAAUAACUGAUUAGCCCUUUUUUUUACCUUUUACUUUAUUGUAGAUUGUAGGCAUUAUUUUUUUUCUUCCAAAAAAUAAUUAGGAAAUACUCAUGGUAACUAUUAGAGCCGACGAAAUUAGUAAUAUUAUCCGUGAACGUAUUGAGCAAUAUAAUAGAGAAGUAAAGAUUGUAAAUACUGGUACCGUCCUUCAAGUGGGCGACGGCAUUGCUCGUAUUCAUGGUCUUGAUGAAGUAAUGGCAGGUGAAUUAGUAGAAUUUGAAGAGGGUACCAUAGGCAUUGCCCUCAAUUUGGAAUCAAAUAAUGUUGGUGUUGUAUUAAUGGGUGACGGUUUGAUGAUACAAGAGGGAAGUUCUGUAAAAGCAACAGGAAAAAUUGCUCAGAUACCAGUGAGUGAGGCUUAUUUGGGUCGUGUUAUAAAUGCCCUGGCUAAGCCUAUUGACGGUCGGGGUGAAAUUUCAGCUUCUGAAUCUCGGUUAAUUGAAUCUCCUGCCCCAGGUAUUAUUUCGAGACGUUCCGUUUAUGAGCCUCUUCAAACAGGACUUAUUGCUAUUGAUUCGAUGAUCCCUAUAGGACGUGGUCAGCGAGAAUUAAUUAUUGGGGAUAGACAGACCGGUAAAACAGCAGUAGCCACGGAUACGAUUCUCAAUCAGCAAGGGCAAAAUGUAAUAUGUGUUUAUGUAGCUAUUGGUCAAAAAGCAUCUUCUGUGGCUCAGGUAGUGACCACUUUCCAAGAAAGGGGAGCGAUGGAGUACACCAUUGUGGUAGCCGAAACGGCGGAUUCCCCAGCUACAUUACAAUACCUCGCUCCUUAUACAGGAGCUGCUUUGGCUGAAUAUUUUAUGUAUCGUGAACGACACACCUUAAUCAUUUAUGAUGAUCUUUCCAAGCAAGCACAGGCUUAUCGCCAAAUGUCUCUUCUAUUACGAAGACCGCCGGGUCGUGAAGCUUAUCCAGGAGAUGUUUUUUAUUUGCAUUCGCGCCUUUUAGAAAGAGCCGCUAAAUCAAGUUCUCAGUUAGGUGAAGGAAGUAUGACUGCUUUACCAAUAGUUGAGACCCAGUCGGGAGACGUUUCGGCGUAUAUUCCUACUAAUGUGAUUUCCAUUACAGAUGGACAAAUAUUCUUAUCCGCCGAUCUAUUCAAUGCUGGAAUCAGACCUGCUAUUAAUGUGGGGAUUUCCGUCUCCAGAGUAGGAUCGGCGGCUCAAAUUAAAGCUAUGAAACAAGUCGCUGGUAAAUCAAAAUUGGAAUUGGCCCAAUUCGCCGAAUUAGAAGCCUUUGCACAAUUUGCUUCUGAUCUCGAUAAAGCUACUCAGAAUCAAUUGGCACGAGGUCAACGAUUACGUGAGUUGCUUAAACAAUCCCAAUCAGCUCCUCUUACGGUGGCAGAACAGAUAAGUACUAUUUAUACCGGAACGAAUGGUUAUCUUGAUUCAUUAGAAAUUGGACAAGUAAGGAAAUUUCUCGUUGAGUUACGUACUUACUUAAAACGAAUAAACCUCAGUUCCAAGAAAUCAUAUCUUCUACCAAGACAUUCACUGAGGAAGCGGAAACGCUUUUGAAAGACGCUAUUCAGGACCAAAUGGAACGUUUUCGACUUCAGGAACAAUUAUAAAUAGAAAAUUCUAACUUAAUGGAAUAUAGAGAAAUCGAUUCAAAAUUGCGUCCAAUAGGAUUUGAACCUAUACCAAAGGUUUAGAAGACCUCUGUCCUAUCCAUUAGACAAUGGACGCUUUUCAUUACGAUUUUUUGACAUUUUGACUUUUUUUCUCUUGUUCGGUUUUUUUUUUCUUGGUUGGAAAAACUAAAGAACAUGUGAAAAAUUGUAUUGUUAGAAUUGCGGAUUUAUUAAUUCAAUUCAAUGAUGCUAAUGCAUCGUUGAAUUGAAUUAAUAAAUAUUCAAAUAGAUAGAAUAGAUAGAAUUCGAAUAUCGAGCGGGUAGCGGAAUCGAACCCGCAUCGUUAGCUUGGAAGGCUAGGGUUAUAGUCGACGUUGAUUCAUUAUUUUAGCGUCUCUAAUUCAAAACCGAACAUGAAAUUUUGGUUUCAUUCGGCUCCUUUAUGGAAGAUGGAUAAAUAAAAAAAAAGAAAUAAAUAAAAUAGAAUAUAAAUAAGAUAAAGAUAAGGCAGGAACGAAAUGAAAUAAGAAUUUGGCCCAUAACAUCUAUGUUAGCUUUUCUGUCUGAAUGCAUUCAAAACAAUUCGCUUUCUAGAUGAUCCUUCUAGAAGAAUGGGAUUAGAAUAGAACAAUUUUUCUAGUUACUUCGUUCUCUAUUUCUAUUUGAGAAAAUCCUUAGGAAAAGCAUUUUGUUUCCGCCGAGCUAAAACAAGAUGUAAAUGUCUCUAGUAAACCAAAGUUAUCGUUUAAUAGCUAUUUUGCUUCAAUCUAUCCCAUCAAAAAAAUUGAAGAUUUAGUUACGAUUAGAAAUACACUUUUCUAUCUUUAUCCAUGGAUCUUUUCCUCAUACUUAUUCAAUUGGAAGUAUUGAUCCAAUUGAAAAAAAAAUUUAUGUUUCGUAAUUUCAUAAUCCAAUUUUUCAAUUUUUAGUUAGAAUAUAAUUUUAAAAUUAUAUUUAAUUGGCCCUUGGAUCCAAAUCACGAGAAUGUAUAUUCUUCCUCAAAUCUUUCGUUGAGAGGUAAAGGAUUAAAUCCUUUUAAGAAAUAAAGUUUUUGCUCGGAAUAUGAAUCAAACCGAGGGACCCCUUAACUCUUAGGGGGAUUAAUAGAACGAAUCA